GCUGGCUGCUGGAGGAAGGGGAGGAGUAAGACUAGUAUAGUGCUGUCCCACUAAUAUUGUUUAUUUAUUUGACUGGGAUUCCCUCUGCAGAAUUGAUUUUGUCUGGGGAACACAGCAGAAGAGCUCUGAUCUGAGAAGAAGAGGAAGCAGCCAGAGGUAGUAUUUCUUUUGGCUUUGCUGUCUUCCCAUUGCGGUUACUUGUUAGCCAGAUCCCUGCUGCAACAUUGGAGAUCUUCGAAAUGAUACAAUAAAUAAGAAGGGGUGGGAUCGGGGCUAAUGCACGCAUGCAGGAGGUGUGGGGAGGGAGGCUGCUCUGCAGGAUCUGUCAUGACGAUUGCUAGCUAGAGGGAGGAGAGGAGGAAACACUGUACAGACAGGAGGAUUGUGUGGACAAACCAGACCCCGGACACACAAUCUGCUCAUGGAAGUGCCAUGUGCGAAACCCUCUGCAGAGCUCCAGAAUUACUGUCACAUGUUCCUUCUUUAAAUGUACACUUUGUGCAUUUCUUAGCUACUCCAUGGAUAAGCAUAUCCCAUUAUAACCUGCCCCUGCAUGGGCUCCAACAAGCCAGCCUUCAGGUCCAAGGUUGCACUUCUAAGGAUAAGCCACAAAGGGGCGUCUUUCUGUUGAAUUGGAAGGAACACUGUACUGUUUUUUGACCCCUUUUGUUGUAUUUUUCUCUGUUAAUUCUAGGAUAUACAUUAUUAUUAUUAAUCACCAAAGCUCACUUAAUAUUAUCUAGUGUUGAAUUCUGAGAAAGCAAUGGAGAGACGAAGUUCAGCAGAUCAAUGCCACCCUCUCUUGGACGAUCACCCACUGUUGGAGGCGCCACCUAUGCAAGACAAAUCUGUGAAGGGUGAGAAAAGGUUCCGUCUGUGGUAUGUCGGUUGGUCAUCCCUAGACCGGCGAACCACGUUGCCCAUGUUGCCAUGGCUCGUGGCGGAGAUUCGUAGACGGGCAGAGAGACAGGACCCAACUGGAUGUGCAACGCCAUGCAGAGAAGUACAGCUGUUGCUGGUUGCCCCUCACCUGCGAUGUGUGCCCGCUUUGAAUGGCGCCAGUGCCAACACUGCAGUUUUUAUUUUUGAACAUAAAGCGCAGCACAUUGCCCGCUUCAUACAUAAUACCCAGGAUCCAACUUAUUUUGCCUAUUUGAUUAAGACACAGCCUGACAACCCUGAAUCAGAAAUGGUUUGCCAUGUGUUCAAGGCAACUGACCCUGGCCAGGUUUCUAACGUGAUCUCUAGCAUACGGCAGAUCUCCAAAGUUUCCCUAAAAGAGGAUUCUAAACCUAACAAAGACAACGAAGAUGCCUUUUAUAACUCACAAAAAUUUGAAGUUCUAUACUGUGGGAAAGUUGUAAUUGCCCAUAAAAAAGUCCCCUCUACACUUGUUGAUGACUGUAUUGAGAAAUUCAGCCUGCAUGAACGCCAGCGUCUGAAACGGCUGAGCAAGCAGCAGAGUUCAGAUUGCACAAGUGACUUUUCUUUGGCCGAGACCGAUAUCCCGAUUUCCCCAUCUGAUAACCCAUUUCUGGAGCAGGACACAGAAGAGGAUUGCGGGUCUUCUUCUGGAGGUCAUUCUGCUAUAUUCACAGUUGGCAGUCAGAGCAACCUGGCUUGUCCUAGGGUGACAUUCCCUGAAAGGAUUUUAGAAGACAGUGGAUUUGAAGACCAGCAGGAGUUUAGGUCUCGUUGCAGUAGUGUCACUAUCCAGAAAAGAGUGAAUGAUGGAAAAAUACAGCCAAGAAGGAGGCAUGCAAGUGCGCCAAGCCAUGUACAACCGUCAGACUCCGAAAAGAACAGAACAAUGCUGUUUCAGGUUGGGCGAUUUGAAAUUAAUCUCAUUAGUCCUGAUACGAAAAGUGUGGUGCUUGAAAAGGACUUCAAAGAUAUAUCAUCAUGCUCUCAGGGUAUUAAACACAUUGAUCAUUUUGGGUUUGUCUGCCGUGAAUGUUUGGAGCCCGGGAUAAACCAGUAUAUUUGCUAUGUAUUUCAAUGUGCCUCAGAAGCUUUGGUUGAUGAAGUCAUGCUUACUCUGAAGCAAGCAUUCAGCACUGCUGCUGCCCUCCAGAAUGCCAAGACUCAGGUGAAGCUGUGUGAGGCUUGCCCCAUGCAUGCAUUACACAAACUCUGUGAAAGAAUCGAAGGUCUUUACCCACCAAGAGCCAAGCUUGUUAUACAGAGGCAACUGUCGAUGUUGUCAGAUAAUGAACAAGCAGAUAUCUUUGAACGUGUCCAGAAAAUGAAGGCAGUCAGUGAUCAAGAGGAAAAUGAACUGGCCAUCCUUCAUCUGAGGCAGCUUUGCGAGGCCAAACAAAAAACCCAUGUUCACAUAGGAGAAAUGCAGCCAACUCUAUCAAGCAGCACAAUUACAGAGAAUGCAGCUCCCAGUGGUAGAUUCAAACUCGAUGUCCUGAAAAACAAGGCUAAGCAAUCCUUGACCAACUCACUGGAAAAUAUCUUUUCAAGGGGAGCAAGCAGAAUGAGAGGCCGGCUGGGCAGUAUGGACAGCUUUGAUCGUUGCAAUAGUUUUACUUCUGACAAGGACGGUUCACCUGGGGAGUCACCACCGGCCACUCCACCAUCAUCUCCUGUGUCCUCUGCUUGGCAAUCAUUUCAAGAAGAAGACCCAGACUCUCCUCAGUUGCGCAGAAGAGCUCACACUUUCAGUCACCCACCAUCCAAUGCCAAGAGAAGGGUAACGUUACCAGAUGCAAAGUCCUCCAGCUCCCGAUCUCUUCUGCAGAGGCAGAACUCUGUAACUUUUGAUGGGGUGCAUAGCAGCCCUGUUCCAAUUCUCCGACGCAUUCGUAGUGCGAGUGAGUCUUCGUCCUCCAGUCUCCCCUCAUCUUUUACUGCCCCUUCUUUCCUGAAAAGCUUUUACCAGAGUUCAGGGAGACUCACCCCACAAACUGAAUACGAUAACCCGAAGAGUGAAUGUGAAGGGAGAAAGAGAACGCUCUCUACAUGCAGUAACGAGUCCCUAAAUGCUAGUGCUGGACCUGUCACCCCUCGUCGAAUCUCGUGGAGGCAGCGAAUCUUCCUCAGGGUUGCUUCACCAAUGACCAAAUCUCCCUCAGAUAUGCAACAUAAAGAUCAUUUAGAUGGGAGUGAUUUGCUGCCACUGUCACCUCUUCCUACUACUAUGGAAGAAGACCCUUUGGCUUCCGUUCUUCAAGAGGAAAAUGCUUUGGUUGACACUGAUGGGAAACGAAAUUCUGAAGACCUUCAGAGAUUGUGGAGGAAAGCAAUCCAUCAACAGAUCUUAUUACUGAGGAUGGAGAAGGAGAACUUGAAGCUUGAAGCCAGCAGGGAUGAGCUUCAAUCAAGAAAAGCGAAAUUGGAUUACGAGGAUGUUGCAGCAUGCCAAAAAGAAGUAUCAAAUCUCUGGGAUAAGAAGUUAAACUGCAGAACAAAAAUCCGUUUUGACAUGGAGGAGAUCUAUGCAACCCUUAAAGAAGGUGUCCCUAAAGGCAAGCGAGGUGAGAUAUGGCAGUUCCUUUCCGUGCAGUAUCGUCUACGGCAUCGACUUCCUAACAAACAGACGCCAUCAGAUGUGUCAUACAGUGAACUCCUAAAACAGCUGACAGCUCAACAACACGCCAUCCUCGUUGAUCUGGGAAGGACUUUUCCAACACAUCCCUACUUUUCCGCACAGCUGGGAGCAGGCCAGUUAUCACUGUAUAACCUUCUCAAAGCAUAUUCGCUUUUAGACCAGGAAGUUGGCUAUUGCCAGGGAAUCAGCUUUGUGGCUGGGGUUCUUCUUUUGCACAUGAGUGAGCGGCAAGCCUUUGAAAUGUUGAAAUUCCUCAUGUACGACCUUGGUUUUCGAAAGCAGUACAGACCAGAUAUGAUUUCACUACAGAUUCAAAUGUACCAACUUUCCCGUCUUCUCCAUGACUACCAUAGGGAUCUCUAUAAUCACCUGGAGGAAAACGAAAUCAGCCCCAGCCUCUAUGCAGCACCCUGGUUUUUAACAUUGUUUGCCUCGCAAUUUCCUCUUGGCUUUGUAGCCAGAGUUUUUGAUAUCAUUUUUGUACAAGGAACUGAAGUCAUCUUCAAAGUAGCCCUCAGUCUGCUCAGUAAUAAUGAAGAACAAAUUAUGGCAUGUGAAAGUUUUGAAAGCAUUGUAGAUUUCCUGAAGAUCAGUAUACCUGAUAUGACAAAAGCUACGAUGGAAAGAAUUAUCACCCAGGUGUUUGAGAUGGAUAUAUCCAAGCAGCUUCAUGCUUAUGAGGUUGAGUACCACGUACUUAAUGAUGAGAUGCUGGAAGCUUCCAAUCCUAGUGAUGAUGCAGAAUCAUUCCAGAAGCUUGAGAAGGCAAACCACCAGCUAAAGAGACAAAACAUGGACUUACUGGAAAAGCUGCAGGUAGCCCACACGAAGAUCCAGAACCUGGAAUCCAAUGUGGAAAACAUUCUCUCCAGGGAAAACAAAAUGAGAAAUCUAAUCCGAUCUCUGGAACAAGAAAAAGCAGCUUAUCAGAAGAUUGUGGAGCAGAUGAGGAGAUAUGUACCCCUUAAUGUACUGACAGACUGUGAACUUUUACUUAAAGAUGUCAACUGUAGCCCAAACAACAAAACAAAGCCAGCAAAUAAGCAAUAAGUGCAAACUAAUGCUGUUUGGAUGCACAGCAAAAGUAUUUUUUUUUUCUUUUGAAAACCAAAACAAAGACGACUAAAAAGUGCAUUGAUGGAGGACAGGCUGCUAAGUGCCAACCUGGCAUUUACUUUGAACCUGCCUAUUACACUACUAUUACUCCUAAAGAGGCCCCGGGGCCUGGUGUUACAUUAUCACUCAGCAAAUAUGUGCAGUGACAUUGGGAACAUUCCCCAAAUUAUCUUAAUAUGCAAGCUCUUGACAUUUUCAUAUAUCUAUAAAAUCUUAAAGGGAAAUGCAUUUUUUAAAAUUAAACGGUCAUCGGAAUUUACCAGUAAGAACCUAGCCAUUGUUCAAGUUUUCCUCAAAUUUCAACCAUUUUGUCUUUGUCGAGUGAAUCUAUAUACAUAGGAGUUAUACUUGAAAAAUGAACAUAGUUUUCCAAAGAACAGCAUGUUUAACAUGUCUGAUGAGAGAAACCUGUAUAAAACUUUAUUUUGUGCCUGUCAUUGCUUCUACUGACAUUGUCUGAUACAUUUGUAUUACUUUGUAAAACAAUCACUACAUGACUUUGAAGACGGGACAAUGUACCAGCUGUAUGGUAGGUUCCAUGGAUCUCAUAUCUUAUAUUUGUAGAGGAAAUACAAUUUCUAAUCUGUUGUCCAAUUGCAAUCAGCCCAUAAAAAGGAAAAUUAGGAUGAAAAUAUUUUCUUAUUUAAAUGCAACUUAAUGAAAAGGAAAUUGAUAGAUAAUAUUUAGAAGGGUAUAGGUUAAGAUGUGUGCCAUUUUCAUUUUCUCAAGUCAGUCGAUGAUUGAGCCGUAAUGAUCUUGCCCAGAAUGCAGUGCACAAGCCACAAACCAUACUGUUAAAUGUAUACAACAAAUAAAGAUUCCUCCAGUUGGCGUAAUAUCAAUAAUUCCCAUUGGCCGCAAUUGGUAAUAAAUACUGAAGAAGAAUGUCCAAUAUUUCGUAAAGGGUUAUCAUGUAGGGGUUCAACAUUGAGUUUAAGGAAAUAAACUAUCUAAAAAUGUAUAUAAAAACAUAGAAGGAUGCAUGUGAAAGGGCUACAAAUGGCAGUAAUAUUGAGCUUCUGAGACUUGGGAGUAUUUUAAGAUUUACCUUUUUGUGUUUGUCCCAUGGGACAUUGCAUAUAGUAAACUUAACAGCCACGAGCAAAUUUAAUUAUACCAUUUUAAUUUGAAUUAUGUAUUUAAAUGUGGGUUUUGUGGUAACUACUGCCUUAUUUCUUUUUUUUUUUUUUAAGACAAAUGUUGUUGAUGAAAUAACAGGUUUGGUCGACAUAAUGGGGUGGCUUCCAUCCAGAAGAGAUAAGAAUAUACGAUAACUUGUCAAAUCAGUUAAUACAUUAUGAUAUGUCUUUUUUAUUUUACCGUAGGUUUACCAGUGAAUUUGAGCAUUUUACACUAGUUGAUGUAACACUGUGUAAGUAAUGAUUUAUAGUAUAUUAGAGAGGUUUCUAUUUUUAAGUGCUGUCUUAUAGGAGAAAGCCGCAUCAUCUUAAUCUUUAA
This is a messenger RNA of Pelobates fuscus (common spadefoot toad), 6133 nucleotides long. RefSeq names its product TBC1 domain family member 4 (gene TBC1D4). The record is from RefSeq and is a predicted model, not a curated record. The coding region runs from base 764 to 4609 and encodes 1281 amino acids. NCBI's taxonomy places the organism in Eukaryota, Metazoa, Chordata, Amphibia, Anura, Pelobatidae. The transcript is spliced from 20 exons.